Messenger RNA from Lentinula edodes (shiitake mushroom), 1578 nucleotides. Its product is annotated as cytochrome P450. The record is from RefSeq and is a predicted model, not a curated record. NCBI's taxonomy places the organism in Eukaryota, Fungi, Basidiomycota, Agaricomycetes, Agaricales, Omphalotaceae. Gene Ontology annotation, molecular function: heme binding; iron ion binding; oxidoreductase activity, acting on paired donors, with incorporation or reduction of molecular oxygen. The annotation marks the transcript as partial. The transcript is spliced from 13 exons.
GUCUAUGGGCUGUUCUUGUUGGCCCAAUACCUCUAUAGGGAAGCCACCUCUCCUUUGAACGCCCUGCCUGGUCCACCGAAUUCCAGUUGGAUUUAUGGAAAUUCGAAGGAGAUCCAAGAUGCUGAAACCUCUGUCACACAAGAGAAAUGGGUUGAAGAGUAUGGAACGACGUUUGCUUAUAAGUGGUUCCUCGGAAAACGUCUGUAUACGGUGGAUACUGUGGCUUUGAACCACAUCCUUAUGAGUGGUUAUGACUAUCAAAAGCCGGAAGCCUUGCGGAAUUGGAUUUUGAAAAACGUUGUUGGGUCAGGUAUCCUCGUACAGGAGGAAGAUGAACACAGGCGCCAGCGUAAAGUCAUGAACCCUGCUUUUGGCGUAGCACAAAUACGUGAAUUGACUGAGAUAUUCGUUGAUGAAUCACUUCAUCUGAGGGAUAUAUGGUUGUCCCAGAUAGGAGCAGAUAAUGGGCCAGUCCGUGUUGAUGUCCAAUCGUGGCUUAGUAGAAUGACGUUGGAUGUAAUAGGUCGAGCAGGUUUCAACCAUCGAUUCAACGCGCUCGAUUCCACCGAACCCGAUGAAUUGAGCAAAGCGUUUUCUGUUAUAUUUGGAAUUUCUUCUCGCUUCACGUUAUGGAAUGAUGUUUUGCAAGGCCUUUUCCCUCUGCUACGUGUAUUUCCUUCAACCUCUGAUUCUGUCAAGAAAGAAGCCCAGGUCACUAUGGAACGUAUCGGCCGAGAUCUUCUCCGGCAAAGCAAAGAACACCUCGCUGCAACAGGAGAAAAAGGAGAUGGUUGGCGUGCAAGAGAUUUAUUAUCGUUGUUGGUCCGGUCUAACAUGAGCAAGGAUAUCCUUGAACACCAGAAAAUGAGCGACGAGGACGUUAUUUCUCAGGUUCCGACGUUCCUAGUCGCAGGUCAUGAGACGACAUCGACGGCUGUAACGUGGGCGCUGUAUGCUCUGACCCAAGACAAGGAGAUUCAGUGUAAAUUGCGUGGGGAACUCUUACAAGUCUCGACUGAAAGCCCAUCCAUGGAUAUUCUCAACUCCUUGCCGUAUCUCGAUGCUGUAGUCCGGGAGACUCUACGUGUGUACUCGCCUGUCACUGGCACUGAGAGGGUUGCAAUGAAGGACGACAUCCUACCGUUGGGUGUGCCAUUCACUGAUAAGAACGGCGAAGUGCAUAAUGAUAUUCGGGUCCGUAAAGGUGAUCUCUUCAACAUCCCUGUUCUGGCCGUGAACAGAUCGAAGGCUUUAUGGGGGGAAGAUGCUAGGGAUUUCAAACCUGAACGGUGGUUGACACCUGGUGGGGUCCCGAGCACUGUUGCAUCAAUCCCCGGAGUUUGGGGCAACAUGCUGUCCUUCUUAGGAGGAGCCCACGCCUGUAUUGGUUAUAGAUUCUCUCUGGUCGAAAUGAAAGCUUUACUAUUUGUACUCAUCCGAGCCUUUGAGUUCGAACUCGCGGUAUCCCCCGAGGAUAUCGUCGGUAAAUCAAGCAUCGUUCGACGCAUUCACCUGAAGAGUGAACCUGAGAAGGGAAGUCAACUUCCUCUCUGGGUAAAGCCUUAUGUACAAUCAUGA